Messenger RNA from Lepus europaeus (European hare), 717 nucleotides. RefSeq names its product brain specific homeobox (gene BSX). Gene Ontology annotation, biological process: regulation of DNA-templated transcription. Gene Ontology annotation, molecular function: DNA binding; DNA-binding transcription factor activity, RNA polymerase II-specific. Lineage: Eukaryota; Metazoa; Chordata; Mammalia; Lagomorpha; Leporidae. The record is from RefSeq and is a predicted model, not a curated record. Bases 1 to 717 code for a protein of 238 amino acids. The transcript is spliced from 3 exons.
AUGAACCUCAACUUCACCUCUCCUCUCCACCCUGCGUCUUCUCAGAGGCCCACAUCCUUCUUCAUCGAGGACAUCCUGCUGCACAAGCCCAAGCCGCUGAGGGAGGUGGCCCCCGACCAUUUCGCCAGUUCUCUGGCCUCCCGGGUGCCUCUGCUAGACUAUGGCUACCCCCUCAUGCCCACACCUACCCUCCUGGCUCCUCAUGCCCAUCACCCCCUGCAUAAGGGAGACCACCACCACCCCUAUUUCCUGACCACCUCGGGGGUGCCGGUGCCCGCGCUGUUCCCGCACGCGCAGCACGCGGACCUGCCGGGGAAGCACUGCCGCCGCCGAAAAGCUCGCACGGUUUUCUCUGACUCGCAGCUCUCGGGCCUGGAGAAGAGGUUCGAGAUCCAGCGCUACCUGUCCACGCCAGAGCGGGUGGAGCUAGCCACGGCCCUCAGCCUGUCCGAGACGCAGGUGAAAACGUGGUUCCAGAACCGGCGGAUGAAGCAUAAAAAACAGCUGAGGAAAAGUCAAGACGAACCCAAAGCCCCGGACGGACCGGAGAGCCCGCAGGGCAGCCCUCGCGGCUCUGAGGCCGCCGCCGCCGCCGCCGCCGCCGCCGCCGAGGCCCGGCUGAGCCUGCCCGCCGGCCCCUUCGUGCUGACCGAGCCAGAGGACGAGGUGGACAUUGGGGACGAAGGGGAGCUCAGCUCCGGGCCGCACGUGCUGUGA